Molecule: messenger RNA, 147 nt
Organism: Acaulospora morrowiae
Lineage: Eukaryota; Fungi; Glomeromycota; Glomeromycetes; Diversisporales; Acaulosporaceae
Source: the annotation of a GenBank genome assembly
AUGAACACUGAGAAGGAAGAAAUUCCUUUGACAGCAUACAAAGCAAUCAACAAAGAAGUGGCAGAAAGACAGAAUAAAAUAGAGAAACAGAUUGAACACAUGGGAAGAAUGUUAACAGAACUGUUGAAGAAUAGUCAAGCAGCAGUU